Molecule: messenger RNA, 1077 nt
Organism: Seminavis robusta
Lineage: Eukaryota; Bacillariophyta; Bacillariophyceae; Naviculales; Naviculaceae
Source: the annotation of a GenBank genome assembly
AUGAAUGUCACUUCCGCGCUACGCAGCCCCGAAAUGCUCGACUUUUUUCUGGAACAGUACACGGACGAACACUCCAAUUCCGCUGCUCUGGCACAACAGCUCCUCGAACGAUUCCCCGCCGAUGAAAUUCCAUACAUACUUCCAAACGAACAGGAACUCUUCUUUUACUCCAAAUACAGUCCCACAUUUCCGAGACAAAAACCAGAUCGUGCGUUCUUUUGGGAAUUGGUCAACAAACCCGCGGAUUCCAUACCCAUUAAACGAAUUCCAGGAACGGACAAGGCGGCUAGCGAACAAAAUUCGACCAACACCACCAGGCUAGCGCGUUGGUUUCUCCAUCCGAUUUACUACAAGGCGUACAUGAGGAAUGAAGAAGGAACGGUCAUUCCCAUUGAAGAUCCAGAAACACUCUCACUCAUUGAAGAACAAAUGCGUCAGUGGAUAGAAUUCCAUAUUGACUUUACCAACGAACUAUUUGAAAAACUACAACGAGAGCAAGCCGUUGGACUCGCCAUGCCAGGAGACGAAUUCGAUUUGGUCUUUGAAGGCAAUGAAUGGGUACAUCGACCGCAUCAUCCCAGCAGCGACGAUGGUAACAGCGACUCGAGACCAAGCCUGGACGAUAGUCCCGAUGACAAGCCUCCGUGUAAACCUGGAAGCGUCGAUUGCGAAGAUGACUACUUUGAACCUCUCAACGCGGUCCCCCCAGGAACCUACACGGAACCAUUGAUUGUACAGACGGAUGAAACAGCCACACGAACCGUGAAAGAAACGACUGGGUUGAUUGUAUUGUGCUCCACCAUUGGAUGCACCCUACUGUGGUCGCUGGUUGCCAUGGUGUAUCGACGUCGACGGUUCGAACAAGAAAAUUGGGGUGCCAACGUUGGUACCGAGCAUGCUUUGCAAGAGCUCCUCAGUGUUGGAUGGAAACUGCAGGAUCAACACGAGACGGGACAAGAGCCACGACAGGUGUUGGUGAUCUAUGACAAGACGGAACAUGCAAUGGGAUAUCGUGAUGAAGACUCGCUAUUGAUGGGUGGCAUGGCUCCGCCGCUGUUUCCUGGGAUUACAGACUGA